Messenger RNA from Phyllostomus discolor (pale spear-nosed bat), 5315 nucleotides. RefSeq names its product scribble planar cell polarity protein (gene SCRIB). The coding region runs from base 30 to 5072 and encodes 1680 amino acids. The record is from RefSeq and is a predicted model, not a curated record. Gene Ontology annotation, molecular function: protein binding. The transcript is spliced from 36 exons. Gene Ontology annotation, cellular component: adherens junction; postsynaptic density; postsynaptic membrane. NCBI's taxonomy places the organism in Eukaryota, Metazoa, Chordata, Mammalia, Chiroptera, Phyllostomidae. Gene Ontology annotation, biological process: neurotransmitter receptor transport, endosome to postsynaptic membrane; neurotransmitter receptor transport postsynaptic membrane to endosome.
CCGCGCCCGAACCCGCGCCCGCCCGCACCAUGCUCAAGUGCAUCCCGCUGUGGCGCUGCAACCGGCACGUGGAGUCCGUGGACAAGCGGCACUGCUCGCUGCAGGCCGUGCCCGAGGAGAUCUAUCGCUACAGCCGCAGCCUGGAGGAGCUACUGCUCGACGCCAACCAGCUGCGCGAGCUGCCCAAGCCCUUCUUCCGGCUGCUGAACCUGCGCAAGCUGGGCCUGAGCGACAACGAGAUCCAGCGCCUGCCGCCCGAGGUGGCCAACUUCAUGCAGCUGGUGGAGCUGGACGUGUCCCGCAACGACAUCCCCGAGAUCCCCGAGAGCAUCAAGUUCUGCAAGGCCCUCGAGAUCGCAGACUUCAGCGGGAACCCCCUGUCCAGGCUCCCCGAGGGCUUCACUCAGCUGCGCAGCCUGGCCCACCUGGCUCUGAACGACGUGUCCUUGCAGGCGCUGCCUGGGGACGUGGGCAACCUCGCCAACCUGGUGACUCUGGAGCUCCGGGAGAACCUGCUCAAGUCUCUGCCGGCGUCCCUGUCUUUCCUGGUUAAGCUGGAACAGCUGGAUCUGGGAGGCAACGACCUGGAAGUGCUGCCCGACACCCUGGGGGCUCUGCCCAACCUUCGGGAACUGUGGCUGGACCGGAACCAGCUGUCGGCACUGCCUCCGGAGCUCGGAAACCUCCGGCGCCUGGUGUGCCUGGACGUGUCCGAGAACCGGCUGGAGGCGCUGCCUGCAGAGCUGGGGGGGCUCGCGCUGCUCACGGACCUGCUGCUGUCCCAGAACCUGCUGCAGCGGCUGCCUGAUGGCAUCGGUCAGCUGAAGCAGCUGUCCAUCCUGAAGGUGGACCAGAACCGCCUGUGUGAGGUGACCGAGGCCAUCGGGGACUGCGAGAACCUGUCUGAGCUGAUCCUCACAGAGAACCUGCUGACGGCUCUGCCCCACUCCCUCGGAAAGCUGACCAAGCUGACCAACCUCAAUGUGGACCGGAACCGCCUGGAGGUGCUGCCGCCUGAGAUCGGGGGCUGCGUGGCCCUCAGCGUCCUGUCUCUGAGGGACAACCGCCUGGCCGCCCUGCCGCCCGAGCUCGCCCACACGACGGAGCUGCACGUGCUGGACGUGGCCGGGAACCGGCUGCAGAGUCUGCCGUUCGCGCUCACCCACCUCAACCUGAAGGCCCUGUGGCUGGCUGAGAACCAGGCGCAGCCCAUGCUCCGGUUCCAGACGGAGGACGACGCCCAGACGGGGGAGAAGGUGCUCACCUGCUACCUGCUGCCCCAGCAGCCCCCGCCCGGCCUCGAGGGUCCCGGGCAGCGGAGCAGCCCCUCGGAGAGCUGGAGCGAUGCCCCUCUCGGCCGCGUCAGUGUCAUCAAGUUCCUGGGGGCCCCCGCGAGCGACGAGGAGGCCGAGGAGGCCGCUGCUGAGAAGCGGGGCUUGCAGCGCCGGGCCACGCCGCACCCCAGCGAGCUCAAGGUGAUGAAGCGGGGCAUGGAGGAGCGGCGCGGCGAAGCCUCCUGCAGGCCCGGCCCGGGGCCGCCCUCGCCCCCGGAGGAGGAGCGGAGGCUCAGCAGCAGGUCCGGCCUGAGCGAGGACUCGCACCUGUCCACCAGCACAGCCUCCCCGGGGGAGCCCGAGGGCCUGCCGGCCGAGGGGGAGGCGGAGCGGGAGGCGGAGGCGGGCGGGCUGCGCCCCCCGGAAGCCACGCUGGCUGCCCAGGAGGAGGCCGAGGAGGAGUCCUACGAGGAGCCCACGGUGCGGUUCGCGGAGGACACGCUGCUGCUGCCGGGGGACGACGGCGGGAGUGAGGACGGGCCAGCCGAGGCCCCCUGGGCGCCACCGGCUGGGCGGCAGCGACUCACGCGCAAAGACACGCCCCACUACAAGAAGCACUUCCGGGUCUCCAGGCUGCCCCAGCCCGAGGCUGUGGUGGCCCUGCUGCAGGGGGCCCAGCCGGCCGGCGAGGGCCCGGCGGGGGCCGGGGGCUGGCACAACGGCCCACACACCCCCUGGGUCCCUCGGGCUGAGGACGAGGGGGACGACGAGGAGGACGAGGAGGAGGCGGUGGCUGAGGAAGAGGACGAGGAGGAGGAGAAGGAAGAGGCCGUGGUCUCUGUGCCCUCUGUCAAGGGGGUGUCGUUUGACCAGGCCAAUAACCUGCUGAUAGAGCCCGCACGCAUUGAGGAGGAAGAGCUGACGCUCACCAUCGUGCGGCAGACUGGCGGCCUGGGCAUCAGCAUCGCGGGGGGCAAGGGCUCCACCCCCUACAAGGGGGACGACGAGGGCAUCUUCAUCUCCCGGGUGUCUGAGGAGGGCCCCGCCGCCCGGGCUGGGGUCCGAGUGGGCGACAAGCUCCUUGAGGUGAACGGCGUGGCCUUGCACGAGGCCGAGCACCACCAGGCCGUGGAGGCGCUGCGGGGGGCGGGCGCCGCGGUGCAGAUGCGGCUGUGGCGGGAGCGCAUGGUGGAGCCCGAGAACGCGGUCACCGUCGCGCCCCUGCGGCCGGAGGACGACUACAGCCCCCGGGAGCGGCGGCUCGGCGGCCCGCGCCCCCCCCAGCCCGAGGCCCCCGGGCCCCUCCGGCAGCGCCACGUGGCCUGCCUGGUGCGCAGCGAGAAGGGGCUGGGCUUCAGCAUCGCCGGCGGGAAGGGCUCCACGCCCUACCGGGCUGGCGACGGGGGCAUCUUCAUCUCCCGCAUCGCCGAGGGCGGCGCCGCUCACCGGGCCGGCACGCUGCAGGUUGGCGACCGUGUCCUCUCGAUCAACGGGGUGGACAUGGCGGAGGCCCGGCACGACCACGCCGUCUCUCUGCUGACCACCGCCUCCCCCACCAUCGCCCUGCUGCUGGAGCGCGAGGCUGGGGUGCCCCUUCCUCCCAGCCCCUCACCGCACUCACCUCCACCCCUCACUGCCGCUCCUGCCACCACCAUCACUGCCACCCCUGGGGACCCCGGACCCGUGAGGCUGGCUCCCAGCCUGCUUGCCGCCGCCCUAGAGGGGCCGUACCCAGUGGAGGAGAUCUGCCUGCCGCGAGCCGGGGGCCCGCUGGGGCUCAGCAUCGUCGGGGGCUCCGACCAUUCCAGCCACCCGUUCGGGGUCCAGGAGCCGGGCGUCUUCAUCUCCAAGGUGCUGCCCCGGGGCCUGGCCGCACGGAGCGGCCUGCGGGUCGGGGACCGCAUCCUCGCAGUGAACGGGCAGGACGUGAGGGAGGCCACACACCAGGAGGCGGUCAGCGCCCUGCUGCGGCCCUGCCUGGAGCUGGUGCUGCUGGUGCGGAGGGACCCGCCCCCCCCGGGCCUGCGGGAGCUCUGCGUCCAGAAGGCCCCCGGGGAGAAGCUGGGCAUCAGCAUCCGGGGGGGCGCCAAGGGCCACGCGGGGAACCCCUGCGACCCCACCGACGAGGGCAUCUUCAUCUCCAAGGUGAGCCCCGCGGGGGCCGCCGGGCGCGACGGCCGCCUGCGGGUGGGGCUGCGGCUGCUGGAGGUGAACCAGCAGAGCCUGCUGGGCCUCACGCACGCCGAGGCCGUGCAGCUGCUGCGCGGCGCGGGCGACUCCCUCACCGUGCUCGUCUGCGACGGCUUCGACCCCGGCAGCGUCGCCCCCUCCGAGGGGUCGCCGGGGGUCAUCGCCAACCCCUUUGCGGCCGGCGUCGGCCGCAGGAGCAGCCUGGAGAGCGUCUCCUCCGUUGACCGGGAGCUGAGCCCCGAGGGCCCCCACAAGGACAAGGAGCCGCCCGGACAGACGCCGCCGUGGGGACCGGAGGCCAUGGUGCCCCCCCGAGGGAAGCCGGCUGAGGCGCCCUGCUCCCCUGGCCACCAGCAGACAAAACCGGGGGUGAUCCAGCCACUGGCUCAGGUCUGGCCCAGGGGCUCCCCGGCCCCCAGGGGCAGAGGCAGUCCCCUCGCUCCGCCCUCCCCGCCCUCCCCGGACGAGCUGCCCUCCGACGUGAAGCGGGCCUACAGGACCUUCGCUGCCGUGCCUGGCCCACACCCCCCGCAGGACGAGGCCGCCCCACCCCCCACGCCCGGGCCCACCGCCUCCCCGGAGCAGCUGUCCUUCCGAGAGCGGCAGAAGUACUUCGAGCUGGAGGUGCGGGUGCCCCAGGCUGAGGGCCCCCCCAAGCGCGUGUCCCUGGUGGGUGCUGACGACCUGCGGAAGAUGCAGGAGGAGGAAGCCCGGAAGCUGCAGCAGAGGAGGGCGCAGACGCUGCGGGAGGCGGCGGGCCCGGGCCCGGACUCCGAGGCCCCGGACGACAGCGGGGAGCCGGAAGAGGAGCCUCCCUGGGCCGCAGGCUCCGCCGCAGGGCUUGUCCCAUCGUCCCCGCCGCCCCUGGGGAGCAGCGCCCCAGUGCGGACAGCCAAAGCCGAGCGACGCCAUCAGGAGCGGCUGCGCGUGCAGAGCCCUGAGCUGCCGGUGCCGGUGCCCGAGCGGGCCCUGUCCCCCGCUGAGCGCCGGGCCCUGGAGGCAGAGAAGCGCGCCCUGUGGAGGGCCGCCAGGAUGAAGUCCCUGGAGCAGGAUGCUCUCCGUGCACAGAUGGUUCUCAGCAAGUCCCAGGAGGGCCGGAGCAAGCGCGGGCCCCUGGAGCGGCUGGCCGAGGCCCCCUCCCCCGCGCCCACCCCGUCACCCACCCCCUUGGAAGACCUCGGCCCCCAGACCAGCACCUCCCCUGGACGCCUGGUGAGGACCAGCGGCCCCCUCGCCCACACUGCUCCCCCGCGGCGCGGGGGCGGGGACCCAGGCCGCGCCCCCCACCCCCUGCUCAGCGCCGGCCUCUGCCUCUCUCCCUCACGCUGCCCUCUCAAGGCCUGGUCUGGGAGGAAGUUCGACUACAGGGUGUUCGCCGCCCUCCCCUCUUCCAGACCUGUCUGUGACCUGCAGUCCCCGGACUUUGCUGAGGAGCUGAGGUCCCUGGAACCGUCUCCCAGCCCGGGCCUGCAGGAGGACGGAGAGGUGGCCAUGGUGCUGCUGGGCAGGCCCUCGCCGGACGCCGUGGGCCCCGAGGAGGUGACGCUGUGCAGCAGCCGCCGCCCGAUGCGUGCAGGUCGCCGUGGCCUGGGCCCAGUGCCCUCUUAGGGGGCAGGGACCCUCCCCCAGACUCGGGGUGGGGGCCCCCCAGCUCCAGCACCACCCUCGCCCCGAGUCUUUUAACCUGGGUGUUAGCGUUUUAAAGAAGACCCCUCAGGAGUUCUGGCCUCUGACUGCCUGCCCCCUCACCGCGCCCCGGCCGGGACCUCUGGCGAGACUGUAACUAGUGACGUUUGUACAACCAAAGACUCUAUUUUGUGGUUUAAGGAGAAUAAAAUUGACUACGUUUUA